AUGGAGUUCUGCUCCGGCGGCAGCUGCGCCGACCUCAUGAAGCCCGGCCUCAUCGGCGAGGAGUACAUCGCCAUCAUCGUGCGCGAGCUGCUGCUCGGCCUCGACUAUCUGCACUCGGACAAGAAGCUGCACCGCGACGUCAAGGCCGCCAACGUCCUCCUCUCCUCCAACGGCCUCGUCAAGCUCGCCGACUUUGGCGUCUCCGGCCAGCUCUCCGCCACCAUGACCAAGAAGAACACCUUUGUCGGCACCCCCUUCUGGAUGGCCCCCGAGGUCAUCAAGCAGUCCGGCUACGACCACAAGGCCGACGUCUGGUCCCUCGGCAUCACCGCCCUCGAGCUCGCCCUCGGCGAACCCCCCUACGCCGACAUUCACCCCAUGAAGGUCCUCUUCCUCAUCCCCAAGAACCCGCCGCCCCGCCUCGAGGGCAACUUCACCAAGGCCUUCAAAGACUUUGUCGAGCUCGCCACAGCCGCUGGGCCGCCACCCACAAGGGCGACGACGACGACAGCCUGCACGGCGAGGACGAGUACUACGAGAGGGAGCGCGUCGACGAGGACAUGUGGGACUUCGGCACCGUCCGCCUCGUCGGCGACAGGGGCGGUCUCGUCGCCCGCCCGGGCCUCCUCAACGCCAUGGACGAAUCCGCCACCAACGCCCGCGCCCGCCCGCUCGACGCCGACGCCGACUACGGCGAACGGCCACGCGAGCACAGCCCCACCAAGGCCCGCGACUUUGCCCAGAACGCCCAGAUGGCCGCCGACACCCUGA
Messenger RNA from Verticillium alfalfae VaMs.102, 771 nucleotides. Its product is annotated as serine/threonine-protein kinase. Bases 1 to 771 code for a protein of 256 amino acids. Gene Ontology annotation, biological process: protein phosphorylation. Gene Ontology annotation, molecular function: ATP binding; protein kinase activity. Lineage: Eukaryota; Fungi; Ascomycota; Sordariomycetes; Glomerellales; Plectosphaerellaceae. The transcript is spliced from 3 exons. The record is from RefSeq and is a predicted model, not a curated record.